Messenger RNA from Camelus dromedarius (Arabian camel), 783 nucleotides. RefSeq names its product selenoprotein H (gene SELENOH). The record is from RefSeq and is a predicted model, not a curated record. Gene Ontology annotation, cellular component: Golgi apparatus. Lineage: Eukaryota; Metazoa; Chordata; Mammalia; Artiodactyla; Camelidae. The transcript has 4 exons.
AAGGUCCCGCCUCCAGACCACGUGUGCGCCCUGCGCCACGCUUUCUGCGGCUUUGGGGAGGUUUUGUUCCGGGAGCCAGAUUUCUGGCCCGCGGUUUGGAGCUCGGAGCGGGCCCGGCCUCUGCCCGGUGACCGCAUCUCCACCCUAUUCCCGCCCUAGGUCGGCUCGGUUCCCAGCCGGGCCCCAGGCGCCAUGGCUCCCCGCGGGAAGAAGCGAAAGGCCGAGGCGGCGCCGGUCCCGGCGGCCGAGAAGCGGGAGAAGCCAGCGAGCGGCCAGAAGGGAGUGGAGGAGGCGAGUGUCGUUAUCGAGCAUUGCACGAGCUGACGCGUCUACGGGCGCAACGCCGCGGCCCUGAGCGAGGCGCUGCGCCUGGAGGCCCCGGAACUUCCUGUGAAGGUGAACCCGACCAAGCCUCGGAGGGGCAGCUUCGAGGUGACGCUGCUGCGCCCCGACGGCAGCACUGCGGAGCUCUGGACUGGGAUUAAGAAGGGGCCCCCGCGCAAACUUAAGUUCCCUGAGCCUCAAGAGGUGGUGGAGGAGCUGAAGAAGUACCUUUCGUAGGGAGGUUUGGGCGGAAGUCCUCACUCUGAGCCUUGGUCCCUGGUGAUGUUGGAGCAUUUAUGACGGGACAUGGCCAAACUUCAGUCAUGUACCUGAAGCCAUGGUUUCUUCCCCUCCAGAAAUGAUGGUUCAGUAGUGAGGCAACCCUCUAAUAAGGCAUUGAAAAGUUCCUGGAUUUUGUUUAAUAAAAAUUAAAAUAAAGUGUCUGCGUUGAUAUGAAAA